AAAACAAGCAAAGUGGGCUUUUCUUCGCGCACCAAACACGGUUACACGAUCACCGCUCAGCCUUAAGAGUCAAGGCAGAAUCGGAGCUCGCGCAAAGGACUUGUUGUAUGCGACACUAAAUUCCGUUCGGUGUGCAAACCAGAGAAACCACCCCAAGAAUGUCAACUUCAAGCUCAGUCUUCUCCCUCAAGGGCCAAAGUCUGAAAUGCGAUUCAGGCGACGCAAUCGGUCCACAUCUUGAACCACUGAUCGCCGAUCAAGAUGUCCAAGUCGUUGUCUUUGGUGGUAAUACGUUCGGCGUUGGCGCUUGCGAACAGAUUGGAAUCGUCUUGAAAGACAAGCUGAAACUCAAGGAGGCUGAUCUGGCUGAUAUUUUCACCGGGAGAUUGAUUUCUGAAAUCCCUCAAUCUUUGGGCUCUCUAUGCAACUCACUCCUCAACCUUCAAAACUUGACGAUCGUCGAUUUGUCGGAUAACGCCUUCGGAGGCCGAUGCGUGGACGUGAUGGUGCCGUUCUUGUCGUCUCACCUUCCCCUAGAAGAACUCCGACUGGCGAAUAAUGGACUGGGACCAGCUGGAGCUACGGUGAUUGCGAAUGCAUUGCAUCAACUAGGAAUGAAAGCACAAGAGGCUGGACAAACCAGUCGAUUGCGGAAAAUCGUCUGUGGUCGAAAUCGAUGCGAAAAUGGCUCGACUCAAGCCUGGGGAAAGGCGUUUCAAGUUCACCCAGAAUUGAUCGAAGUUCGAUUAUUCCAGAACGAUAUCCGAAACAACGGUUGGGAUCCGAUCAUGGCAGGCCUCUCGCAUUGCUCGAAAUUGCAAGUCCUAGACAUGUGGGACAAUACGGCUACCGAGAAAGGAUCCAAGGCUGUUGCCAACGCGCUGCCCCAUCUAAGCGCCUUGCGUGAAUUGAAUCUGGGCGACUGUCUCUUGAAGCCACGAGGAGGUGCUAUGAUUGCGAGAGCCCUCAAGCUAGGCAACAAUCCUGGUCUCGAGCAUCUCAAACUUUCUGGAAGUGAGAUCGAUGAAGAGGUCGUCGGAUUACUGGUCGACUAUGUCAAGGAAUUCGGGUCGAAGCUCAAAAAGGUCGAGCUGAACGAUAACUAUGGAGACGCGGACGCCGCCGGUGAGCUAUCGGGUAUCUGGGGUGCUAUGAAGGAAGCUUUGGACGCGUGGGAGAACGGGGCUGAAUUGGAUGAACUUGAUGAAAUAAUUGAAAGAGAGUCUGAUGAUGAAGACGAAAACUCGCAGGCGUCCGAUGAUGAUGACGAUGGUGAUAGUGAGGUCGAAGAAAAGUCCGUCGCGGAACAGGAUUCGGCCAAUGAUCAGCUAGCUGCAACCAAAGAAGACGAGGAGGAAGCCAGCGCGAAGCCGACGCACUCGCAUCCAGAAAGCUCAUCCUCCCAGUCAAAGGUCACUCAACCCACCCCACCAGCUGUUCCUGCUACAAGUGUCGAUCAUGAUAUGCAGCCGCCAGAAAUCGUUGAGAAAGGUCCGGAGAGUCAUACUGGAGAGACCGAAGGGACCGCCACAGCGGCCUCCUCGAAAAAAGAGAAACCGAGCAAAGAAGAUGGUCUAUAUGACUUAUUAACCCAGACGAUCGAGGCAUUGAAAAUCACCUGAUCCAGAUGCCUUCUACUUUCAAUCCUUAUCAACUCAUCAUCAUUCUUCUGACCUUAUCAUCAUUUUUUUUUGUUGACUGCAAUGGAUACUUUCGUGAUUUCCCCUGAAUUGCUCGCUUCAAUACUGGCCACUCAGUGUCCUAGGCAGAUUUUGCUUGGAUUUUUUUUUUCUUUGUGUAUGUAUAGGUUUUUAUGAGUCUUUUCUACAGUUCACUUGGCUUUGGUUGUGGACCAGACUGCUCCUAGCAAAUAACAA
This is a messenger RNA of Puccinia graminis f. sp. tritici CRL 75-36-700-3, 1877 nucleotides long. RefSeq lists its product as uncharacterized. Gene Ontology annotation, cellular component: nucleus; cytosol; perinuclear region of cytoplasm. The transcript has 3 exons. NCBI's taxonomy places the organism in Eukaryota, Fungi, Basidiomycota, Pucciniomycetes, Pucciniales, Pucciniaceae. The record is from RefSeq and is a predicted model, not a curated record. Bases 159 to 1622 code for a protein of 487 amino acids. Gene Ontology annotation, biological process: nucleocytoplasmic transport; activation of GTPase activity. Gene Ontology annotation, molecular function: small GTPase binding; GTPase activator activity.